Molecule: messenger RNA, 264 nt
Organism: Hydatigera taeniaeformis
Lineage: Eukaryota; Metazoa; Platyhelminthes; Cestoda; Cyclophyllidea; Taeniidae
Source: the annotation of a GenBank genome assembly
AUGCGUCAUUCUCUUGCCAAUGGACGUUCCACAACCACCUGUCCCUCGGGUGGAAAUUGUGUUAUCGCCAAGAGCAGUCGUGGACGGUGUCAACAGUGUCGGUAUAAAAAGUGCCUUGAGGUUGGUAUGAGUCUUAAAGACAUGGACACUCAAGGCGAGUUGGACAUCUCCAACAUACCAUGUCGAGUGUGCGGUGGACGAUCUUCCGGUUUCCACUUUGGUGCUCUCACCUGUGAAGGCUGCAAGGUGAGCAAAUUGGCAUGA